This is a messenger RNA of Magallana angulata, 2970 nucleotides long. RefSeq names its product receptor-type tyrosine-protein phosphatase epsilon-like. The coding region runs from base 588 to 2942 and encodes 784 amino acids. The record is from RefSeq and is a predicted model, not a curated record. Gene Ontology annotation, molecular function: protein tyrosine phosphatase activity. The transcript has 25 exons. NCBI's taxonomy places the organism in Eukaryota, Metazoa, Mollusca, Bivalvia, Ostreida, Ostreidae. Gene Ontology annotation, biological process: protein dephosphorylation.
AUCUAGAGACGCGACAACAAGGAAGGUUUGCAGGAUUCUCUCUGUAUGUAUCAAAAACUGGAGAUAUACAAAGUUCCACAUUGUGUUACAAGGACGGACCACAAUUACCGCCCUUAAACUUUACAACAAUAUGUGCAGAGUACGGACGUUAUGUCAUCUAUUACAAUGAACGAUUAAAUGGAGUGUCAUAUCCCAAAGAUUAUGUAAUUUACAGUGACUAUACAGAGCUUUGCGAGGUAUCUGUAACAGAAUGUGCCGUAGGAAGAUACGGAGUUGAAUGUAAAGGUAUAUGCAGUGGACACUGUGCAAGUAGCACUACCUGUAAUCACGUAACUGGUCAGUGUGACAGAGGAUGUGCCGUUGGGUGGGAAGGUUCUCUCUGUAACAAAGAAUGUGAUAACGGUACUUUUGGUUACGACUGUGUCAACAACUGUAGUGGUCACUGUUUGAAUAACUCCCCUUGUAACAAACAGACUGGACACUGUGACAGGGGAUGUAACCCGGGAUAUACUAAUGUUUUCUGUAGCGAAAUAUGCAGACCUGAAUACUAUGGUAAUGGGUGCAGACAACUCUGCAAUGGGUAUUGUAUGAACAAUAGAGUAUGUUCUCACGUUGAUGGAGUCUGUUUAGCUGGCUGUCAAGAUGGAUACAUUGGAAAGUACUGUAACAACUCGUGCAAACAAGGCUACUUUGGUAAAAGCUGUUCCUCCGUCUGUUCACCACAUUGUAAGACAUGUCGACACACAGACGGACAUUGUAGUUGUUCCGCUGGUUAUACAGGGUACAGAUGUACCACAGAAUGUUUCCAAUCAUAUGGAGAGAACUGUCAUUAUCCGUGCAGUCAACACUGUUACGAUAAGAAUUGUGACAGGUUUAACGGAAGUUGUCUAACUGGUUGUAUAGACGGAAAAUCCAGUUGUCUCUUGGGGAACCUCUCUUUGUCUAAUAAUCUUCCUGUUACUGUUGGAGGGAUACUCGGCGCAUGUGUAGUUUUAAUAGUCGGAGUUAUUAUCUUUUUUAUUUUACGUCUCAACAGAAAAGCUACAAGUAUGAAACGAGAAUCGAUGAUAAUGGAAAUAAAGCCUCGAGACAAUUUUAAAAAUCGUCAAACAGUUGAUGACAAAGUCCACGAGAACAAUGAAAAUGACAAUUGUAACUCUACAUAUGCCUUGCCUGAGAAAACAAAAAGAGGUCCCCCAACCAAUAAAAACAUUUCUGUAAGAAACAUAUCGGCACAAAUUACCAACAUGUCGAUAAACGAAAACGCUGGACUCAAAAGAGAAUACCAAGACAUUCCACGUGGUGAACUUCACCCAUGCACAGAGGCAAAAAACCCUGAAAAUAAAGUUAAAAAUAGAUACACUACCAUCUUUCCAUAUGAUCACUCGCGAAUUGUUCUUAAAACACCAGCAUCAAAUGGAAGUGGUUAUAUUAAUGCCAACUACAUCGAAGAUACACAAGGAAGGCGGCGUUACAUUGCCUCACAGGGCCCAAAGCCAAAAACAAUUGCGGAUUUCUGGACCAUGAUAUGGCAAGAAGAAGUGUGUAUCAUCGUUUGUCUAACGAACCUAACAGAAGGAACAAAGAACAAGUGUGCCCAGUACUGGCCAGAUAUCAACGACAAACUACAAGGAGGGACAUUGACAGUCAGACAUCUGGAGGAGAAAACAUACGCUGAGUACAUCAUCAGGCGGUUUAAGAUACACAACAAAACAACAAGAUCAGACCGUCAUGUUACGAUGUUCCAUUACACCACGUGGUCAGAUCAUGGAGUGGCCGAUCCCCUUAGUCUGGUCGUUUUUCAUCGUCACGUGAACAGAGCAACAGCUAAUUCUGCUGGGAAGUACACCGUUGUACACUGCAGUGCGGGAGUUGGUAGAACUGGAACGUAUAUUGCUUUAGACGCCCUCUACCGCGAAGGGGAGAGAACUGGUAAAAUCAACGUCCCGAUGUACGUCAGGACCAUGAGGAAGGACCGGAUGAACAUGAUUCAAGGAGAUGAGCAGUAUAAAUUGCUAUACCUUGCACUGAAGGAUGCCUUUUACGGCCAAAGCAAAUGUUUGGACACGGAGAAGUUUUUGGGCGAAUACCAAGAACAGACUUGUUAUACGAAUUGUGGAGAUCUAUCACAAAAGAAGUCAUUAUCUUCUGACCUCGAGGAGUUACUGUCCUUGAGAAAGGAGUAUACACAGCAAGAUUACAUGUCUGGUCGGUCUCAGAUAUCGGCUAACUACACACAAAGCGUAUUACCAGUGGAGGAGUUCAUGUGUCAUCUGUAUUAUAUGAAGGGCUAUAACACGUACUACAAUGCUGUUCUUAUUCAGUCAUUCCUGGAGAAGGACUCCCUGAUCAGCGCCCAGUAUCCUCUACCAGACAACACCGAGGACUUCCUCAGACUGAUCAAGGACUUUGACGCACGUGUUGUCGUCUUUUUGUGUCCCCUUGAGGAUAUUGAUAUUGAAUCAACAUCCAAAUGGUUUCCAUCAGAAAAUCAACACAAAUUCAAUGGGAUUUUCUACGUUAAAAAUAUGUCAUCAACAAGAAGCCCGAACGUCAAACUGACCAGACUGAAUAUACAACCAACGGGUUUCAAUGAAAUGGAUAUCACUCUUCUGGAAUGCCCGACUUGGGGUGAGAGACUGAAAAGGGGGGACAAAAGAGUACUUUUGGAUGUAGUUAAGGCAGUAAAGACUGAGAAGUCUGACCAAAAGGGCCGGGUCCUCGUUCUGUCAAGAGACGGCGCUACACGCUGUGGCCCAUUCUUUGUUGUAUACAACGUGUUGGAACAGAUCUCCAUGGACAGAGAGGUGGACAUUUUUACAGCUGUACGUCAGAUCCAGAUACGUAGACCCGAGUGUGUGUCCACUUUGGAGGAAUACAAGCUUUGUCAUGACGCCGUGGCUGAAUAUCUUCUUAAUGACAGUGUUUAUGGAAAUUGUUAAAGAAACAUAGAAACCCUUCAACAGUUGC